UUGUGUACAAGCUUACUAUACUAGUUAAGAUCAGCAGCUCAAAUGGAUCCACUUUGUGGGGCAGAUUUUUCUACAUACCUGUCCUCGUAGAGGAUUUGAAGAGCCACCAUGGGAAUGAGAGCUGUACUGCAGUCACAAAAGGAAAGAAGUUUGGGGUGGCUGUGAACACUGCUGCUGCAUUGGUAGUGAGAAUAAUAAGGAGUGGCUUAAUGCCUGUUUCUCAACAUUUGGAUUGUCAGAGAGCUUGUGCACACCUUCAUAUCUCCAAAAGCUGUCAUUCCUGUCUUAAUCUCUUGUAACUGCCAGCAACAAUGGACCUGACUUUGUGGCAGUACCAGUUCAGGAUCAUCAUGCUGGGCGAUUCAACUGUGGGAAAGUCCUCCCUACUGAAACGCUACACAGAGGACUUGUUUAUGGAGUCCAUCAACGAGACAGUAGGUGUUGACUUCUACGUUCACUUCCUGGAGGUGGAACCGGGGGUCCGUGUAAAGCUGCAGUUCUGGGACACAGCAGGACAGGAAAGGUUCAGAUCAGUGACCCGCUCCUAUUACCGCAACUCAGUUGGAGGCAUGCUAGUGUUUGACAUCACCCAUCGAGCCUCCUUUGACCAUAUUAAAGACUGGCAUGCUGAGGUGUGCGAGCGAGUACAGCCACAUAAGGUUCUGUUCAUCCUGGUGGGUCAAAAGAAUGAUCGAGAUGCUCACAGGGAAAGGGCGGUGAGCCGAGAAGAGGCAGAGAUGCUGGCCCAGCAGCUAGGAACGCCCUACGUGGAGGCCUCUGCAAAGUCUGGGCAACAUGUAAAGGAGUGCUUCGAGCUCCUCACUCGACGGAUCUACCAGGGACUAUUGAGUGGAGAGAUAGAGCUGCAAGAGGGCUGGGAUGGAGUCAAGUGCACUGCCCCACAGGCGCUACAGUUACAGCGAGCCAACAUGCCUCAGCCAAGAACAGCAACCAAGGACAAGAAAAAGUGUUGCGGUUAAACUGUGGACAUGUGGUGCCCAUCUAUGUGAACUCACGUGACUGUAAAAGCAACAAAUAACUGUGAGCAGGUUAGAUUGGUGGUGGCAUAUUACUGUAAGGCACAAAAAUCAUAAAACACGCUGGUAUGAAAAGUAUUUUUGCACAUUUUUUGUGAAGAUGAAUCUUUUAGAACUAUAAGAUGCUAGUAUUUUAUUUUGUGUUGGCUCUGUGAAAUAUAAUGGGGAAAUAGGUCAGUGUAGUGUUAAUUUUUUUUCUGUAACAGAUACUUUUACACUUUUUGCUUUUUUGCCAUCAGCAGGUCAUGCGCUCGACUCCUGUUGUAUUGAUUAUCAUUUAAUGAGACUGACCUUUUCACUGUAAAGCCCAAUAACCUUUCCGAUCUUGAUAUAGCUUCACCAUUAGGUUAAAAUUUAAGUUUGCUCAAUGUCACUUGUAACACUGAGCUCAAAAUAUGCCUUACAAAGUACUCAAAGCUGCUAGUGAAACUGUGGACUUUUAAUAGAAAAAUCUAUAUUCUGUAUUUAUAAGAGAAAUAUGGUAAUUCUCUCUUUAGUGAGAUGUCGGCUCCACAGCAUAUUACGCUAAUGGACUUAUGAGGUCAUGGCUAACCUCAGUUCAGCUGGGGCAGAGGCUGUAAUAUGACAAGUUGUUUGUUCUUUUCUCUAAUUUGUCUAAUGGGUGCUAAAGAUGUAAUUGUGUCAGAGUCACAAUUAUUCAAAAGUCCACCGGCUUGAAGGUUGAGGAGGCGAGGUAGUCUGCACAGCUCGUGUCCACACAAAGAGAUUACAAAAAGCGGUUUGCAAGCAGGUUUAUGACUUUGAGGGGUCAAAAGUGAUAGGAUUGGAGCCACUGCUCCACAAAGGUAUUCUGUAUUUUCUUUUCAAUUUCUAUAUUCCUAUAUUGUUUGUUCUGCCAGUAACUGGCAGCUAUUAAGGUACUCGGUCCCUUGGUUCAGAUUACAAAUAUUGUCUUGAACCUUCAUUUGUCUCUUCAGUUAUUCUUAUGAGCCUGAACAGUUGUCUUGUAACAUAACUAGUAAAUAUCCUGUGAGGAA
Molecule: messenger RNA, 2035 nt
Organism: Neolamprologus brichardi
Lineage: Eukaryota; Metazoa; Chordata; Actinopteri; Cichliformes; Cichlidae
Gene: rab42b
Product: RAB42, member RAS oncogene family
Molecular function (GO): GTPase activity; GTP binding
Source: RefSeq, a predicted model, not a curated record